Messenger RNA from Danaus chrysippus (African queen), 2103 nucleotides. Lineage: Eukaryota; Metazoa; Arthropoda; Insecta; Lepidoptera; Nymphalidae. The record is from the annotation of a GenBank genome assembly.
AUGCGAGGUGGACAUAGAGGUGGUCGUGGUCAAAGCCGUGGAAAUAGAGGUUUCAGAGGUUCGAGAGGUAACUACUCACGUGGUGACAGGCAAAAUAAUUCGGGGUAUAAUAAUUUCAACAAGCCAUGGCAUUCACAAACCAAACGUGAUAUUCCAACUAAACGAUUAUCUGAAGAGGAUAUUGGAGUUACAGAGUAUCUCAGUGAGCAUCAAGGAUUUAAUGGGAUUAUUAAGUCCAGAUUUUCAGAUUUUCAAGUGUCGGAAAUAAAUGAGGCCGGUGAAGUUGCUCAGCUUACCGAUGAGUCUCCUCCGGACGCACCAUCUGAGGAACUGGAGGAAGAUGAUGAAGAACUGCUUCUCAAUAAAUACAAUCUGGAAAUUCUACCUAUGGAAACAUGGGAUAAAAUAAACAAAUUGGCUGUUUCCGCUGAACAAACUUCGGAAAAAAUUGAGGUUGAUGUAUCAGGAAUGUCCAAAGAAGACAGGACGAAAAUCCACGAGGCUGUGAAAAAAGCGUUUGGUGAAAGCAUCAUUGGUAGCACAGUGACAGUAGAUGACAAGAAGUUUGUUACAUUCACCAAGUAUCGCAAGGGAGUCAGAUUUGACAAUCGUGUGAAGUGGGUAUGGGGCGGUGAGUAUGUACAUUUUGUGGUCUACAAAGAGAACUGUGAUACGAUGGAAGCUGCUUCAGUAUUGGCACAGAGGUUGCAUAUAAGCCCAUCAAUGCUUGGUUAUGCUGGAACUAAGGAUAGAAGAGCCAAGACCAGCCAGUGGUUCAGCAUCCGUCGGUUCGAACCUCGUCGUAUAGCGUCAGCGGCCAAACAGAGCCGGAUGCCUAGAGUGAGGGUUGGCAACUUCUGCUUCAAGGAUUACCAUCUCAAGCUGGGCAUGCUGAAAGGAAACAAAUUUCGUAUAUGUCUGCGCAACGUGACGGCGUCUGACGAAUGUGUUAACGUGGCGUGCAAAUUGUUGAACGAGAAUGGAUUCAUUAAUUACUACGGACUACAGAGAUUCGGUUCACGAGCUGAUGUACCUACACAUGACAUCGGUUUGAAAUUGUUACAGGGGAAUUUUAAGAAGGCUAUAGACAGUAUAUUGACUCAACGGUCUGAUGGACCUCUCAGUGCGGCGUUACAGCAGUACUCGGCGGGAGACGUGCGGGGGGCGGGUAGGGCGGUGCCCCCGCGUGAUGUCACACCGGAAGCCAGAUUACUGAGAGCCCUCGCGGCUAGACCCAACGACCUAUUGGGGGCUCUGCAACAGGUGUCCCGUAACUGUCGUCUUCUAUACAUACAUUCGUAUCAGUCAUUAAUAUGGAACAGAGCGGCCACACAUCGACUGAAACAAUCUAGGAUGCCUUUAGUGGGAGAUCUAGUGCCUUUAGAGCCGGUAGCUCAAGUUAUUGAAGACGAAUUGGAUGAAGAAUCUGACAAUGAGGACAGUGAAAAUGUUACACAGGAUCAGAACAACUCAAACACAGAUAAUAUUGAAAAAAUAGAAGAAACGACUAGUAAUGGCACAGAUAAUAACACUAAUAGUAAUACAGAUAAAAAAAAGAAGGGCAACACUCCCAAAAAAGUGAUACCAGUUAAAGUAUUAACUAAGGAAGAUAUUGAUAGUGGAAAAUAUAGUAUAUUUGAUAUAGUGUUGCCAUUACCCGGGAAUAGUAUAGAGUACCCUCCUAACAUGAGGGAGUUUUAUGAAGAGUGUUUGACUAAGGAUGAACUGACUAUGGAUAUGAAACAUAAGUAUAAGUCGUACAACCUCAGCGGUGGUUACCGUCACGUCGUGUGUCGCGUGUCUGACAUGACCUGGAAAUGUGUGACCUACGACCGACACACGGAUGACCUCGUGCUGUCUGACGCUGACCUUAUUGAUGGGGUCACCAUCACACAUAAAGAGGAUGGUAAAUACAAGGCGUUGUUGCUCACAAUGACUUUACCAACAAGUUGUUACGCGACUAUGGCGCUGCGGGAACUGUUACGUGUUGGCACUUCAAGUGACGUGCAAGCAUUACAGAACGACUACCACGUGGAUAAAGACGCCGUUAAAAGAAAAAUGGCCGACGACGAAACAGACGCUAAGAAAACUAAAGUUGAUUAA